Messenger RNA from Candoia aspera, 2046 nucleotides. RefSeq names its product claudin-3-like. The coding region runs from base 101 to 745 and encodes 214 amino acids. The transcript has a single exon. Gene Ontology annotation, biological process: bicellular tight junction assembly; cell adhesion. NCBI's taxonomy places the organism in Eukaryota, Metazoa, Chordata, Lepidosauria, Squamata, Candoiidae. Gene Ontology annotation, molecular function: structural molecule activity. The record is from RefSeq and is a predicted model, not a curated record. Gene Ontology annotation, cellular component: bicellular tight junction; plasma membrane.
AGCUUUGGGUGCUUCACCUGCUUUGCUUGAAACCUCACGACGAGAAAGCAGCAGACCGCACCACCAUUUGGAAGGUCGUAGCUGACUUGACGGCGCCAACAUGUCGAUGGGUUUGGAGAUUGGUGCUAUAGCCCUAGCUGUCCUGGGCUUGAUAGGCAGCAUCUUGUGUUGCGGGUUGCCUAUGUGGAAGGUGACUGCCUUCAUCGGCUACAACAUUAUCACUGCGCAGUUCACCUGGGAAGGACUAUGGAUGGACUGUGUGGCCCAGAGCACUGGCCAGAUGCAAUGCAAAGUCUAUGAUUCUAUGCUGGCGUUGCCACCGGACCUACAGGCUGCUCGGGCCUUAAUCGUCAUUGCCAUUGUCCUCGGGGUGAUGGGGAUAUUCAUCUUCCUGAUGGGAGCACAGUGCACUCGCUGCAUAGAGGAUGAAACUACAAAGGCCAAGGUCACCAUCGUCUCUGGGGUCAUUUUCUUGCUGACUGGCCUCUUGAUUCUCAUUCCUGUCUCCUGGUCUGCCAAUCAAAUUGUCCGCAAUUUCUACAAUAUAUCAGUCCCAGAGCCGCUGAAACGGGAGAUAGGAGCUGCACUCUACAUUGGUUGGGCAGCGGCAAUCCUUUAUCUUUUCGGGGGAGGCUUGCUCUGCUGUACCUGCCCCCCCAAGGAGGAGAAGUACAGACCCACAAACUUGGUCUACUCUGCACCCAAGUCUACUGCACUGAGCUAUGACAAGAAGAACUAUGUAUGAGGUGGCAGAUCACUCCCAUGGUUGUAAGUGUUGCAAGCCUACCGGGUUUUGUUAAAUUCAUCUUUGCUUGCUCAAGAAGUAGAAGAAAAACUUCUGCCAAGAUUUAUUCUCAGAUUCAGUGAGAAUUUGUACAGUGAUGGUCUGUGACUCCCUUCUCACGGAGUUCCUAAGAAGGGGAAGGAACUUGCCUGGCCCCAUUUUUCUUUUUAUGGAUAUUGUUUGCCUCUGAUCUAAACCACUCUCGGACUUUCAUCAAGGACUUGGCCAGAGAGAUCCGAUACGUAUUGCUCAAGCUUGGCCUUCAGUCCCUCCCCUAAGACUGACAAGGGGUCAAAAUGACUGCAGACGGUUAGUAUAAACCUGGAAGGGUCAAGUGGACUGCUUCUUUGAACAAUGGUAUCUGUGCUGUUGGAUCCCCCCCACCCCACCCCAAAAUUUGGAUAUCUGUGUUUUCUACCCAUUUGUGGUUUCUGAAGGGGAACCCCUCAAGCGAUGGAGGAGAAAUAUGGUCAUUUUCUGGAUAUGGGAAUGAGGACAAUGUUAGCACUUGGGGUGGCUGAACUGUUAUUGAAUGGGUGGCAAGUGGCAGAGAGUGCCUUCUUUCCCUGAAGUUUUGUUGGCAUUUGCACAACAUGCUAAGAGUACUUAGCUUUAAUUAUGGUUAGUUUGGGAGGUUAUUGUGUUGCACAAACCCAGACUAAUUGGUUCAUGAUUCAAUACAUAUUUGAACCUAGAGAAAUGGUUUAAUUCAGUACCUAAGUGAAGUGUAUUGGGAGAACACAACCACUGAGCCUUUCCCACAUUGAACAAUCAGUCCUGUAUUUGAGGAGGGGGAACAGCUGUCUGAGGAAAUCUGGCAGCCAAGUUUGAGCAUUCGAGCAUGGGAAUUUGCCCAGCAGAGGAAUAAAGAUGGCUGAUACUCUUCCUCUUCUAAUUCUGAAUUCUUUAGAAUGAGGGCAGGGUCCCCACAUCCCAUCAUCAGGAAACAGCCAGCCAUGAAGGUACUGCCCCUUGAACUGCAUGUUGGCAGCAGCUGGUGGAAGGAAGAGAGAUCAAGAACUGCCAGUGGCCCCUCAGGCCAAAUAAAGUUCAUCUCCAGACACUCUGGUCCUCAGGAAUCUUCUUCUCCAAGAUGACACAGGCACUCGCUGGCAAUGGGGUGUGUGCAGGGGUGGGGGGAAUUUUGUUAUACAUAGUUGACAGCAAGCAUGAUUCCCUCUCUUCUUCUGUGUAUAUAGUAAGUUACAUUUUGUUCCCUUCUUUCUUCCCCCCAAUAAAACUGUCUGAGAAACCCAACCAAA